Molecule: messenger RNA, 834 nt
Organism: Triticum urartu
Lineage: Eukaryota; Viridiplantae; Streptophyta; Magnoliopsida; Poales; Poaceae
Product: serpin-Z1-like
Molecular function (GO): serine-type endopeptidase inhibitor activity
Source: RefSeq, a predicted model, not a curated record
AUGAAUGGGUCUAAAGAAUUUCAGAAUUUAGUUGGCCUUUGGGCCAAAAAACUACUAGCAAAAUUCCAACAGAGCCACCUCCAUAGCGACACCGCCCUGGUCAUCGGCAACGCGCUCUACCUGAGAGGCUCAUGGCUGCGCCCGUUCGAUCGCGAAGACACAGUGGACGGCGACUUCUUCUUGGCCGACGGGAGCAGUGUGCGCGUGCCGUUCAUGACGAGCGGAAAACGCCAGCGCAUCAGCUCCCAUCCAGGCUUCAAAGUACUGCAGCUGCCCUACGAUUCCGGCAGGGUCGGCGGCAGGCACAGCUUCAGCAUGCAAAUCUAUCUCCCGGACGAGCGCGACAGGCUGCAGGCGCUGAUCCACGAGCUCAGCUCCGACACGGCCGGGUUCCUGAACCGCAGCGCCCCCGCGCAGGAGGUGGAAGUGGGGGACUUCAAGGUCCCCAAGUUCAAGGUGUCGCGCAAGGUGGAGGCGUCGGACCUGCUGAAGGACAUGGGGCUGGAGCGACCGUUCUGCUUUUCACAUGACUUCACGGAGAUGGUUGACUACUCGGAACCUCUCGCGGUGCGUAGCGUGCUACACGAGUGCGUGGUUGAGGUCGACGAGGAUGGAACCAUGGCCGCGGCGGCCACCGAAGCUGACAUCAUGACGGGCUGCUCCAUCGGAUGGGAGGAGCCGGCGCGCGUCGACUUCGUUGCAGAUCACCCGCUCCUGUUCCUCAUCAGGGAGGACGAGAGUGGCAUAGUGCUUUUUGCAGGGCAAGUCGUCAACCCCGAGCUCUAGUUCUGCUGCCUAGAAAUCCAGAGUGCUGUUCAUCUAAAAAAAUUGAUG